Psilocybe cubensis is the source of this 273-nucleotide messenger RNA. RefSeq lists its product as uncharacterized. The record is from RefSeq and is a predicted model, not a curated record. NCBI's taxonomy places the organism in Eukaryota, Fungi, Basidiomycota, Agaricomycetes, Agaricales, Agrocybaceae. The transcript is spliced from 2 exons. Bases 1 to 273 code for a protein of 90 amino acids.
AUGUUGCACAGCUCUAUAACUCCUACUGCAACGGUUAGCAUCUCAGAAAUGUUCAGCGCCAAACUCUACAUCGUUGUUGCUCUUAUUGUAUCUGUUACGGCCUUACCAGUCGCACAAAUCGAAUCAGUUGAAACUGAAGUUGGUCGAGCCGAUACUGCGUGGCUCCGAGAAGUUGAAGCUAUUCGUGCCGAUACCGCUUGGCUGCGUGAGGUUGAAGUCGCUCGUGCCGAUACUGCGUGGUUGCGACGCUCUACACAGCAAGAUACUCAAUGA